CCCGGCCGUCGCCGCCAUCCCGGCCAUCCCUGCCACCAUGAACCGCCUCGGCUCCGGACCCGUGGGUAGCGCCGCCGCCGCCGCCGGGCAGUACCGGGUGUGCGGCAAUUGCCGGAAGGUGCCGAGACAGGAAAAGAGAGUACACGUCUCCCCGCCGUUGACAAGAGGACCAAGUGCCUUUAUACCAGAGAACGAAGUUAUGCAAGCAAACGGUUUGGAUGAACGUACUAAUCUUCUUGUGGAAGAAUAUUCUACGUCUGGUCGCCUGGACAACAUCACACAGGUCAUGAGUAUUCAUACUCAAUACCUGGAGUCUUUCCUCCGCAGCCAGUUCUAUAUGCUGCGCAUGGAUGGGCCCCUUCCUUUGCCCUACAGGCACUACAUUGCUAUCAUGGCUGCUGCCAGACAUCAGUGUUCCUACCUAAUAAAUAUGCACGUUGAUGAGUUUCUGAAGACUGGCGGGAUUGCAGAGUGGUUGAAUGGUUUAGAAUACAUUCCCCAAAGACUGAAAAACCUGAAUGAAAUAAACAAACUUCUUGCACACCGGCCCUGGCUGAUCACGAAAGAGCACAUCCAGAAACUUGUCAAGACUGGGGAAAAUAAUUGGUCUCUUCCUGAAUUGGUGCAUGCUGUUGUCCUGUUGGCCCAUUAUCAUGCCUUGGCAAGUUUUGUAUUUGGUAGUGGCAUUAAUCCAGAGAGAGAUCCGGAUACAUCUAAUGGAGUCAGACUUAUAGCAGUCAACAACUUCUGUGUCUGUGAUCUUGCCAAUGACAACAACAUAGAAAAUGCAUCCCUCACAAGUAGCAACUUUGGGAAUGUCAUGGUGUUUUUGCAGAUUGCAGAUUCUUUAAGUGAGCUGGAGGCCCUGAUGGAAAGGAUGAAGAGACUACAAGAAGAUAAAGAGGACGAAGAAGCCUCUCAGGAAGAAAUGGCAACUCGCUUUGAGAAGGAGAAAAAGGAGAGUCUGCUAGUAAUUAGUGGAGCAUUUGAUGAUGAAAUAGUUUCUACAGAUGUCUCCCGUUAUGUUGAAGAUCCUGGGUUUGGGUACAAAGACUUCGCAAGGCGAGGAGAAGACCAUCUGCCAACAUUCAGAGCUCAGGACUAUACUUGGGAAAAUCAUGGCUUUUCCCUUGUAAACAGGCUUUAUUCUGAUAUUGGGCAUCUCCUGGAUGAGAAGUUUCGGAUGGUGUAUAACCUCACAUAUAACACUAUGGCAACACAUGAAGAUGUUGACACAACUACACUAAGAAGAGCUUUAUUUAACUAUGUCCACUGUAUGUAUGGAAUCAGGUAUGAUGACUACGAUUAUGGAGAAGUUAAUCAGCUACUUGAACGCAGCCUGAAGGUUUACAUAAAGACAGUGACCUGCUAUCCAGAGAGAACUACCAAGCGCAUGUACGAUAGUUACUGGCGUCAGUUCAAGCACUCGGAGAAGGUUCAUGUCAAUCUACUUCUGAUGGAAGCUCGGAUGCAAGCCGAACUUCUGUAUGCCCUUCGUGCCAUAACUCGUCACUUGACCUGAAGCACUUGCUGGCCAGGAGUACAGGGGCUUUUACUGAGUAUGUAAAGACCUUUGGAAAUAGAUACACACCAGAAGCUGUUUGUGAUGUAGCAUCAGGUUAUUCAAUUCUCUAGUGUCAAAGUUUAGCCGUGCUUCUUGGCGGCUGUAAUGUGCAAUGACGUGUUUUAUUUUCUUGAUGCUUAACAUUACUAAUGAUAACAAAAGUAACACUGAGGAGCGCUACUCUGCAUUGUUUCCGGCUGGAUUGCUGCACAGUGGUCAGGAUCCUGAAACUGGUUUUAUUGUAUCCAAUCCUAGCGCUUUGUUCUUUAAGCACUGGAGUGAAGUGCUUAGAGACUUCUUUUUCCAAGCAAUCAUUUUUCAGAUUAGUGGAGUCCAGCAGAAGAUCAGUUCUGCCUGUCCUGAGAACAUCCCACCACGUCGUGACUCACGACAGAGACACAAGGGCUGUGCUGCAUCGAAUUGCCCACUGGAUUCUCCUGUGUGUCCUGGAGACUGCUGCCAGUCACUGUCUUACUACAGCAAUUGGAGGUGAUGCAAGAUGUGGAUGCAAACAUCGAGCACACUUUAAUGUGAAAUUAAUCUUGAUAAAUCCUACAGCAUGCUACUGAAGUGCAAAAUUCAUUCACGCUUUGUCAUGCCCCUUCACAAGGAGAGGAGGCCUCACGAUUUGCCAUUUCAGCCACACUUACUGUGUUUCAAUCAUGCAUAGUCCUGUUUUACUGACAGUCACCCUCAGUUGUCCUGACGAUAUCCAUGCUCAUCAUGUGUUGCAAUUUGUUUAGUUGGCACCUAUAAAAUUAAUACACAGGCUGACCAAAAAUAGGGUUGUGGGGUUUUUUGCACUCUCUUCUUUAUCAAUGUUUUAACUAAGGAAAGCAAAGGAAGGCUAGUAUAUCUAUUCUUUCAUAUUGGAUGUAUAGAAAUUAUUUCCCAUAACUUUUUCAUAGCAUGAAACUGUAGUAUUCAAAGUUUUAAAAGUUUCUAUGCAUUAGUGUGAGUGAACAAAAGAAAAGUGCAAUAUCUGAAAAGAAAGCAAGCUUUUUUCCCUGUCAUGCCACUGCUAAAGUGUCCUUCUUAUAUAGCCAUAAAGAAAUUUUAAAACCAAAUUUCUUUAUUGUCUAAGGCCUAGCAGUUUUGCUUUAGCUUUUAUGGCUUAAGACAACCUGACACUGAGAUGCCAAAGCAUCCCCAAAACAAAGCAUUUUUGGACAACCAGUAGUAUUGGGGAAGGGAAGAAAU
Vidua chalybeata is the source of this 2764-nucleotide messenger RNA. It is a transcript of the gene SESN3, whose product is annotated as sestrin 3. Gene Ontology annotation, molecular function: L-leucine binding; oxidoreductase activity, acting on peroxide as acceptor. Bases 38 to 1522 code for a protein of 494 amino acids. Gene Ontology annotation, cellular component: nucleus. The record is from RefSeq and is a predicted model, not a curated record. Gene Ontology annotation, biological process: negative regulation of TORC1 signaling; positive regulation of macroautophagy; cellular response to leucine starvation. Lineage: Eukaryota; Metazoa; Chordata; Aves; Passeriformes; Viduidae. The transcript is spliced from 10 exons.